Messenger RNA from Neurospora crassa OR74A, 2044 nucleotides. RefSeq lists its product as uncharacterized. NCBI's taxonomy places the organism in Eukaryota, Fungi, Ascomycota, Sordariomycetes, Sordariales, Sordariaceae. Bases 580 to 1710 code for a protein of 376 amino acids. The transcript has 7 exons. The record is from RefSeq and is a predicted model, not a curated record.
ACCAAAUCCCCGGCAACCACCAAUUUCAGGACAAACAUCGCCAGCCUUCCUCAUGAUGAUUUCCAAUUUCACGACACACCAAUCUGGAAAAUCUUGACCUCGUAACGCCCUCUCCAACAGCUUCUCUCCAACCAGCCCAGACACUGUACAAGUAUUCAAAGAAAUCUCCCCCCUUUGGACUUUGCUGCUUUCGCUGAAGACAAGGGGGUUCCGACCUGGCCACCCAAGGGCUAUGCUUACUCCUGCAAGGAACCAUGUCAUUGUAUGACAGGUCACUGGACCUUCUGCUCGAAUCUAUCAACCUUUCAUCUUCGUAAGCCAGUCAAGAAUGAUGAGAGUACCGUAACCGAGGGUGGAAUGUUCCAAAAGAAGAAAAUCCCAGCUCCUUCGUUGGCUUGGGUGCUGCUUCGAGAUUCAGGGUUCAUGGUUUCACGGGGCUCAAAUGUCAAGAUCCCCGGACAUUAGCGGGCGGUUUCUAUCUUUCCUGGUCUGGAGGCUUACUACAGAUUUCGUUGCUACUACCCAAGUUGAUGACCCUGAACGCUGGAGACGAGUAAAUACACGUGAGUGUUGUGUAGCAUGCCAUUUUCCUUGAUCUUUGAUAUCUAUCUGUACCUCUGCUCUUCGGUAUGUACAGCAGUUUUGGGUUUUCUCAAGUGCACUUUUUCCCUUCAAAACACUAGGCGGCAGUAUUGCUCCGCCUACCCAGACGAAAUGGACGAUAAAGGGCCAAUGAUGCUUACCGUAUGCUGGGUAUUCACAGCACUCGCCCUUCUCUUUGUCAGCGCUCGUUUCUACGUCCGAGCCGUAGUGCACGACAAGCUCGGCUUCGAUGACUACAUUAUAAUCUUCUCUUGUUUCUGCGCAGUUCUCUCCAACAUUUUCGUGACGAUAUCCGUCUCCUGGGGCAACGGCCGACACUUUGCCGAUCUCAACCUCGAGCAAAAGGAAAACACCAUCAAGUGGAUGAUGGCCGCCUACUUCCCCGGAAUCGAAACACUCGGUUUCCCCAAGCUGGCCGUCAUUGCUCUCCUGGUCCGACUGCUCGUGCCCAGUCGGCUGCAUACUAUCGUCUUGUGGUCCAUGGGCACCAUCUGCUGUCUAUCACUCACGGCCAUGGUUAUGACCUUGCUCUUGCAGUGCACGCCAACCCAGGCGCUUUGGACUCUUACCAUGCCUCAUAAUUGUCUCGCUCCGGAAUUGUUGGAGGGGUUAGCUUAUUGGGCUAGUACAUGCUCCGCGUUUCUAGACUUUUACCUGGCCAUAUACCCAGCUACCGUCCUGUGGAAGUUACAAAUGCACACCAAAAAGAAGCUAGCUCUGUGUUGUGCUCUCGGCAUGGGUCUCGUAUCGGGUGCUGUAGGUAUCAUCAAGGCAACUGGCGUAUCGACUCUGUCCAACCAAGAUGUUAGCUACGAACUCUGCGAUCCCUUAUACUGGACUUCAGUCGAAGGCAACCUAAUAAUAAUAGCAGCCUGCAUCCCCCUCCUCCAACCCUUGGUCGAAAAAGCCAAAGGCCGCAGCAUUUGGCGUUCCCGGGGCUACAAGACCGACUCCAACAAUGACGAUAACGAGCACUAUGCCGAAGGCACAGGAAAUCCUGGUUUGAGCAAAAGCAGCAAGCAGACCGGACCGGACGCCUUCGAGAUGGGAAGUACCUUUAAAAAGAAAAAAAAAGGUGGAUCAGUACGGGUUCACGAUGCAUGCUAAGGAGGAGAGUGAGGAGAAUCUGAACAAGAAAGACAGUAACAAUGGCGAAGAUGAUUCGGGGCUGGGGAAUCAUAGGGAUGAAAUGGAGGGCGAGCACGGUGAACAUGACGGUGGGAUUUUGCAGACUAGAUCUGUAACUGUUGCUUAUGACCAGGUGAGUGAGUCUGGAGGGGAGACGACAGCUGCUACUAGGUGGGCUGCUGUUUAGAUGGGGGUAUUGAGCAAAAGAGGGAGGGUGGGCUUGAAAUUGAUUGGUUUCGUGAACGGAUGGUUCGCUUCUUUGGUCAAAGGCGUCGUUGAUUUCUUUUGUUUUUCUUCCUUUGUCUCUCCUUGU